AUGGCCCCAAAUGGACAUUCUGAUGAUGCCGCGAGGGGCGAGCACGUGUUCUCGCCGUUGCAUCGACUCCAGGCCCAUCUCUCACGAGACCGGCGCUCCUCGUCUGCCCAGACUCAGCCCCACCCCGUCGAAUCCCCGCUGGACCGUGAUCUCUCGGUUCGGAGGGGAAGCGAGGGCUUCGAUAACGAGAGUGUGUACUCGUUUGACUCUGUUUCCACGAGUGGCAGGCUCCUUGACAGGCUUGACUUGGACUUGGAUGACUAUGCCGAGUCCGAGGGCAGUCUCCGCAGACGAGAAUCUGCGGCUCUGAUGCACAGUGCGGGCCGCUUCUGUGACCUCCCGUCAGACGAGCUGAAUCCUGGGCUGUCUGUUGACUUGAGGCAGAUUCCCAUCCGAGCCAACUCAGCUCUAGGCUUGGACAGGGUCCGCUCGCUCAAAAGGCAACCCCCGGCACGAACACUUUCACAAAACAACAGAUUACCCGUGCAAAGUGGGCCAGGAAACCUUGUUCAACCGAGGAAAAACAGCUCCUAUGACUCUUUGCUGGUGGACAUCGCUUCUCGCCAAAACUCUGUCUCGUCUUUAACAGACAUAGCUCCGCCCAAUGUGCAAAACAUGCUUUCCAAACUGGGAACUCUGCGCUCACAACAAAAACUCCCCACAUACUCUCCCAUUCUUGAGUCAACUUCUGAGUUUUCCUCGCCAGGCCGGGCUGCAUCCGCUGCGUUUCCACCAAUCACUCACUCAAGAUCCACUGAAUCGCAACCCCUGGUGUCUCUCUCUGGGGAAAGGAAGAUUUCUUUGUCGUCUGUGGACUCCAAUAGUUCGAGAGAAAGCUCUGACCCCAUUUUCAAUGCAACCUACAAAUUCGAUCCUUCCAUUGACGCCUCCACUAGAAACGCCCUUGUUAUCAGCGCCCAAGGAAAUCACCGCGAGGCCUCCUAUCAGUUGCAUACUCUUGCAAAUUCCCCCUAUAACUACCCAAAGGCUAUGUACCUAUAUGCAAAAGCAUUGAAAAUAGGACAGGGAGUCAAGAUCAACGAAGCCCACUGCAUUAAAUGGCUAUGUCGCUGUAUCUUGACAUCCUACAUUGCCGAGACUUCAGAUCCCAGCUCGUCUACAUUCACAAGCUAUGUGUCCAAAUUAGCGAACUUGCUGCCCGAAACGCUUCUUGACAUCGUGAAGAUAAAUCUCGCGGGUGAAAAUCAUGAUCCUUUUGAACUAAUGAAAAGCUUUCAAAAUCUCAGCCCCGCUGCCAUCAACAAAAUCCGCCAGCUAAAUUCUAGUGACAAAAAUGUUGUUGGUGGGGCAUACUUUUUGCUCGGAGAAUCCUUACUUAAGGGACAGGGUGUUGCGCAGAAAGACGAAACAACGGGGCGUUUCCUACUUGCGAAGUCUGCAUCUUUGGCUUAUGCCGAUGCUAUGGCGAAUUUGGGGGAGCUUUGGUGUGUGAAAACCAAACAAUACAAGAAGGACUAUCACAUGUCUUCUGCCUGGUUUCGGUUAGGUGUUUUUUUUGGCAAAGAAGAUAUCGGAAACAGUUGGAUCUACAAAAGCAAAUAUUUGGAACAAAAGAAAAAGUGA
This is a messenger RNA of Metschnikowia bicuspidata var. bicuspidata NRRL YB-4993, 1584 nucleotides long. RefSeq lists its product as uncharacterized. The coding region runs from base 1 to 1584 and encodes 527 amino acids. Gene Ontology annotation, molecular function: protein binding. The record is from RefSeq and is a predicted model, not a curated record. The transcript has a single exon. NCBI's taxonomy places the organism in Eukaryota, Fungi, Ascomycota, Pichiomycetes, Serinales, Metschnikowiaceae.